GAUUGACGAUAUUCAAGAUAAUUCCAUUUUGCGAAGAGGCAUUCCUGUUGCACAUUCAGUUUAUGGAAUUGCUAGUUCAUUGAGUGCUGCAAAUUAUGUGUUAUUUAUUGCGUUGGAAAGAGUCAUUAAUUUACAACAUCCAGGGGCAACGACAGUGUAUAUGGAACAACUACUGGAGCUUCACAGAGGUCAAGGAAUGGAUAUUUUUUGGAGAGAUAAUUUCAUCUGUCCAAGUGAGGAAGAUUACAAAACCAUGACAAUAAGAAAGACCGGAGGACUCUUCAACUUGGCUGUAAGAUUGAUGAAACUGUUCUCAACUUGUGAAGAAGACUUUUCAUCAUUAAUAGCUACCUUAGGAUUGUACUUUCAAAUACGUGAUGAUUAUUGUAACUUGUGCCUCGGUGAGUACACUGAAAAUAAAAGUUAUUGUGAAGAUUUAACUGAGGGGAAAUUCAGCUUUCCGAUUAUUCAUGCGCUUACGAGCAAUCCUGACGAUAGACAAAUCAUAAAUAUUUUACGACAACGGACAAAGGAUAUCGAAGUGAAACGUCAUUGCAUUAAAUUAUUGGAGAGAUUCGGUUCUUUUAAAUACACAAGAAACGUGCUUGAGGAACUGGAUUCGACCGCGAGGGCUGAAAUUGAACGUUUAGGUGGUAACCCGCUUUUAGUGAAGAUUCUGGACGAGCUUAAGAAUUGGGAUACUAAAGAAGCGCCUAAGGAUCUUUUAACUGGAACGUUUUAAAUAUACGAUUGUUUAGGUUUUAUUUAAAAAAAAAACAGCGAAAGCGUAAUAUCAAAUGUAUACAUGCUUUUUUUUAUAAUAUAUUAUACAAGAUAGUAUUAUAUUAAUGAUACAGCAGCCAAGGAAUGAUCAUAUAGAAAAGGUAAUAGAAAAAUGUAUCAAAAAUAUGUAAUAAAA
Temnothorax curvispinosus is the source of this 919-nucleotide messenger RNA. RefSeq names its product geranylgeranyl pyrophosphate synthase. The annotation marks the transcript as partial. The transcript has 5 exons. The record is from RefSeq and is a predicted model, not a curated record. Gene Ontology annotation, biological process: isoprenoid biosynthetic process. Gene Ontology annotation, molecular function: prenyltransferase activity. NCBI's taxonomy places the organism in Eukaryota, Metazoa, Arthropoda, Insecta, Hymenoptera, Formicidae.